UUUGUUAGCUCCAGUCGUGCGUUCGUUUGAGACAAUCGCUAUUAAAUAACCAAAAAUGCGCGUUUUCAUUUUACUUUGCCUUUUUGCCGCCGCCUGCAGUGCCGACAAGUUGGGCUACAACUAUCAGCCCGUGGCCCAUGCUGACGCUGGCCUGUCAUUUGUUCCUGGCAGUGGCCUGGUUCCUGCCGAAAUUCCCCAGGUCGUGCAAAGUGGCGAAGCUGUGCUUUCUCAGCCCAUAGAGGCUCCUUCUGUUGUUGCCACUUCUCCCAUUGUUCCCCAGGCUGCCCCACUUGUGGAGGAAUUCCAAAAGGAAUUCUACAGCUAUGCUGCUCCCGAGGAACAAUUCAAUGAUGGAGUCAAUAACCAGGAAAUUGCCAAUUCGCUGAAGAAGAAUCUGCGUAUUGUCUUCAUUCGUACGCCGGAGAAUCAAGGUUUUGAGCGUGCCGCUCUUCAAUUGGCCAAGCAGUCUGCCCAGCAGGAAACGGCUAUUUAUGUGCUCAGCAAGCAGGCGGAUGUGGCCAACUUGGCCAAACAGCUCAACGCCCUUAAGUCCACAUCCAGCAACAAGCCUGAGGUGCACUUUGUUAAGUACCGCACACCCGAAGAUGCCGUCAAUGCCCAGUUGGCAAUCCAGAACCAGUACAACCAAUUGCCAGGUGUAUCUCGCAUCUCCAACGAGGGCCGCGCUCCUGUUAUCAACUUUGCUUCUCCUGCUGCUGCCCCAGCUGUGGCUUCUGUCGGUGCUGUGGCCUCGCCCAGCUCUGAAUAUUUACCAGCGAAUGUUGUUGCUGGCCAGGAUUAUCUGCCACCCGCACUGCGUCGCUUUCGACUAAAGUAAAUGUUGACUGAUGUUCUCGGUAAUGUUUCCUAAAUGAUCACACACACACACCCACACAGAGAUUAAUCCAGCACUUCGAUCCCUCAUCACGUUAUUCGUAAAUAGCAUCUAUAUAUACAUACAUAGAAAAAUAAACAUUUGUUAGCUCAAAAA
Drosophila willistoni is the source of this 991-nucleotide messenger RNA. RefSeq lists its product as uncharacterized. The record is from RefSeq and is a predicted model, not a curated record. Lineage: Eukaryota; Metazoa; Arthropoda; Insecta; Diptera; Drosophilidae. The transcript is spliced from 2 exons. The coding region runs from base 56 to 838 and encodes 260 amino acids.